UCUGAUUGUGCAAGAGGUGCUACUACUUGUAAACUGUGACAAGUAGUUGUACAAGGACAGCACACUGCAUAUAGCUGGUAACUAAGCAUUCUCACUGGGACGAUUGCUGGAACAGGUCUGCUUUUCUAAGGAAAGUCAGCAUGAGGCGGCCUAUUGUCAAAGUGGGAAGCAUACUACUGCUAUGCGUGGGAUUUGUUGGUCUCUUGUUCAUUAUGCAAGAAAGUAAAGAUAAAAUAGAAGAGAUUGAAGAUCGGCCUGUUUUUGCUCGUCAUGUUAUCUGUGAACCUGCUAUCAUAAAAAAGCUUGAGCGGGUCUCUCACUGUCAGGAGAACUCUUCAGUGAAAAGUAUUGAUGGAUUUUCCAAACUGCCUGAACACAUUAAAGACUUCUUGAGAUAUAAACAUUGCAGAAACUUUUCACAGAUCCUUAACGCACCACAGAAGUGCGGUGGAAGAGCUGAAUCUAAAGGGGUAUUUCUGCUUCUUGCCAUAAAGACUUCCCCUGGGAAUUAUGAAAGAAGAGCUAUCAUUCGCCAGACUUGGGGGGAGGAGAACAGCUAUAACGGUGCCCAUGUCAGAAGGAUUUUUCUUUCUGGAACUUCCAAAACUAUGAGUAAGGACAAACGUUUCAGGCAGCUUCUCAAAGUUGAAAGCGAAACCUACGGUGAUAUUUUACAGUGGAACUUCCAUGACACUUUUUUUAACCUGACAUUGAAACAGUUCCUCUUCCAUCAGUGGUUAGAGGAUAACUGCCCAGGAGCUCAUUUUAUUUUUAAUGGUGAUGAUGAUGUAUUUGUGAACACUUUCAAUGUUGUCACCUAUCUAAGUGGACUGAAGGCAGAUGAUCACCUCUUUGUUGGACAGCUGAUAACCAAUGUUGUCCCUGAUCGUGAUUCUGAUAGCAAAUAUUAUGUGCCCAUCCAGGUAACCAGUUCCAAUUCCUACCCAAUGUAUUGUGCUGGUGGGGGAAUUCUUCUAUCCAGAUUCACUGCUCUUACCAUUUACAAUAAGUCCUUGGAAAUUCCACUAAUCCCUAUUGAUGACGUUUAUCUUGGCAUGUGUCUGGCAAAGGCUGGCUUAGUCCCAGCCUCUCAUAUGGGAAUGAGGACAGGAGGAGUGAGUGUGCCAUCUGAAAAAUUUGACUCUUUGGACCCGUGCUAUUAUAGAGAACUUCUAAUGGUACACCGUUUUGUGCCAUACCAGAUGCUGGUCAUGUGGAAAGCUAUACAAGAUCCUCAUCUCAACUGUGGACAGAAGCGCUCUAUAUCUGUAGGCCAGUAACAGAGAUGGACUUUUUGGGAAGAUUUUGGAGAAAUAUUCCAUUUGACUCUCUUAACAAAUAGUGUUAUCUAUAAGAUAUGGAGGAUUAAAAAAAUCUGUUUUGCCAUCGCAAAUCAGAAACCAGAGUAGAAAUUUGAAUUUAAA
Messenger RNA from Rana temporaria (common frog), 1424 nucleotides. RefSeq names its product acetylgalactosaminyl-O-glycosyl-glycoprotein beta-1,3-N-acetylglucosaminyltransferase-like. Gene Ontology annotation, cellular component: membrane. Gene Ontology annotation, molecular function: hexosyltransferase activity. The transcript is spliced from 2 exons. The record is from RefSeq and is a predicted model, not a curated record. Lineage: Eukaryota; Metazoa; Chordata; Amphibia; Anura; Ranidae. The coding region runs from base 141 to 1280 and encodes 379 amino acids.